CCCAAUCGCGAUAUACAUCACCGCAGUCGCUGUAGGAGCCUGGUUUCUCUCCGGCUACAUCUACCGCUGGCUACUGUCCGUCGCUGCCGAGUCACCCAGUAAACCGCAUACCGAUUGAUCAGCAACAAUGUCUACAGCGCUUCCUCCGCCUCCGCCUCCACCGCCGCCCCCACCGCGCAAGCCAUUCUCCGGCGAUGAGACUUGCGACGACCUGUUCAAUCUCCUUCCGGCCGAACUGCUCCUCAUGAUAAUCAGGUAUGCGGGUGUCGGUAAUAUCAUGAACCUUGCUCUAGCCAUCUAUCCUACUCUGCAGCGGCAUAGAAUCGCCCCAGAGCUUACUGAGGACACCUACAUAAACAUAGUACGUAUGGGGAGCGUGAGUGCACGCUAUAGAACGCCAUUCCUACCGCAAGGUCUUGAUCGGAUGCCUCUGGAGUUGUGGUUACAAGUGGCUCGAGAUCUGGAACCAAUGAACAUCUUGUCCAUGAUGAUGGCCCUCGGCGCAUAUCCGCGAGGGUCGCUUACUCCGGAGACGGCACAGAGGAUGAGAGGUUGGUGGAGGAAGUCAAAGAAUAAGGAUGGGCCGUGAACAUGGCUGAUGACGACACGGCAACAUAUGGGAAGUAGACGGUACACAUCUUUAUUUUGCCAGCUACGAGCUGUGAGCAAAUUAUGACUGAAACGGGGCGCGAUAGCCUGACGAAUACCAUACCAAGCAAUGAAACAUUUCCAUAAUUGUGUACAUUGUAAAUAACAUCAUCAUGACGAACGCCACGCUAUG
Molecule: messenger RNA, 781 nt
Organism: Alternaria rosae
Lineage: Eukaryota; Fungi; Ascomycota; Dothideomycetes; Pleosporales; Pleosporaceae
Exons: 1
Coding region: 128-589 (153 amino acids)
Source: RefSeq, a predicted model, not a curated record